Diospyros lotus (date-plum) is the source of this 8190-nucleotide messenger RNA. Its product is annotated as putative disease resistance protein At4g19050. Gene Ontology annotation, molecular function: protein binding; ADP binding. NCBI's taxonomy places the organism in Eukaryota, Viridiplantae, Streptophyta, Magnoliopsida, Ericales, Ebenaceae. The coding region runs from base 2277 to 5801 and encodes 1174 amino acids. The transcript is spliced from 3 exons. The record is from RefSeq and is a predicted model, not a curated record.
UUUAACCUUCUCACCUAGCUAGACAAUCUUAAUUGUGACUCUAGGAUCUUACCUUUAAUAUAUGCCAUUCUAAUCUCAUUACAUAUAAUCUUAUUUCUUAUUUUGUCUUCUUUUUCAUUUUUUUUUUGUGUGGUCGUAGAUCCACUGUAAUAAUGUCAUCUUAGCUCUGCUUAUAUUUUGCUAGCACACAUUGUUACUUAAGUGUCUUAACAUUCUUAGCUAUACAACAAGGAUGAUCUUAUACUCAUCCAACAAAAUUUUCCUUUUAGCUUUAUAGAGAUUCUUGAAUCAAAUAAAAUGUUGUGUGCAUUUCUUUUCUUUAACCCAUCUUCUCUUGAUUAUAUGAGUACCAUCCUUCAAAAUCUCUAUUCUUUUUGGCACUUGAUUGAAGAUAUCGAAAUUGAUCUUUUCAUUUUUUUUUUUUUUCCUCUCUAUGAUGACCUAAUCUCCAAGUCUCAAAACAACAUCAUCCACAUUUCAAUUUUAUUGAACUUACAUUGACAUACUUACAUUUUCACUUAAUUUAAAACUUUGGUUUCCAAGGUGUUUCUCCAUAAUUUAGAUGUAUUAUUAACGUUUUCUUUUGUCUCAUCCACUAAGACAAUACUUCCUACAAGUAACAUACACCACAACACUUUUUCUUGGAUAUGCUCAGUAACCUGUGCAUGUACUCAUCACCAGAGUAAAGAUAAGGGUAACUUAAUGCAAAUCUUUGAUGUUAUCCAAUUGUAAUUGAAAAAAUCUCAGUGUCUCCUCCACAAGUCUUAGUGCAUAUUUCUGCUUGAUAAUACAUGUUACAUAAGCAAGCCAAAAUUUUCUUCUCCAACACCUUCCACAAGAUUUUGUUGGCACUUUGCCAUAGGCUUCUUUCAAGUCUAUAAAUACCACAUACAAUCAUUUUGUUUAUCUUUGAACCUUCCCAUUAGAUGUCGUAGGUAGCUUUUAUUGUUAACCUAGUAGACAUAAAACCAAAUUGAUUUUAAAGACCUUGGUUUCUCUUCUUAACCUUUGCUCAAUUAUUCUCUUCCAAAAGUUUCGUAGUAUGGCUCAUGAGUUUGAUCCCUUUACAAUUUUCACAACUUUGAACAUUUGCUUUAUUUUUAUAAAUAUGCAUUAAGUUGUUCUUUCUCCACUUUAAUGACGUCCUUCUUGAUGAUCAUAUUAAAUAAUUUUGUUAUCCAAAAUAAUGCACUCUUCUUCCAUGUAUUUCCACGCAUAAUGCUAACAAGGUAACAUAACACAAUAUAUAUAAUGAUUGUAAAAUAACCUGAUUCUUUAAAAAUUGGAUUGGGUCAAUAACUGGGCUUACUCCACUAAUUUAAGGCAAAAUUCAAUAAGUCUCCCCCAUAACUUAAAUUUCAUAAGUAUAAUGAACUAAAGAACAUUAUAUUCUCUCCUAUAUGCCUUAUGAAGAGUGAUACUCAAGUACUACUCAAACAAAUCAAAUUAAUUCCAUUAACUUGAAAAUUUUAUGUCAAAAAUGGUUUAUAAUAGAGAAAACCUUGCAACCUUGAAACCAAUUCAUCCAAUCUCUCAAAUCACACACUUUGAUAAGAACGUUUAUGAGAGAAUAUAAUACAAUAUAUAUAGUCGUUAUAAAGAAAUCUUAAUUCUCAAAUUUGCAUUGAGUCAAUAUUUGGGCAAGAUCUCUGAAUUCUAGACUAUAGAUAAUGAAUCAUAAGGAUUUGCAUUUGAGUUGAGAGAAAAGAAUAGUCCUAAGGGUGAAUCAGGUUGGCAUGUUAAAUAAAAACAUAAAUCCAUAUUACCUGAAACAAGAUACAUAAUAAUGUGUAAUAAUAUAUUUUUUUUUGUAUAUGCAUUAUGCAUAUAUGUAUGUUUGCUAAAUGCAAUAUGUUUUUAUUUGUUAAUAUCAAGCAGAGGACUUCUAUUGAAAUCAUCUUGUAUUUUUUUUUGUUAGAGACCUCAACUCAAUAGGAGGCCUACUUAAUCAUGUUCAAUUUUUGCACACCUUUGUUUUUCCUCUAUUCUUUGUUUGUUGCAUGCAGCUACUCUCCCAGCCUACUAUGUGGCAUGUCUCUUCCACAAAAGGCAUGCUGACUUGACUCUGUGAAUUCAGGAUACUCUCUCUCUCUCUCUCUCGCUGUACCUACAUAAGACAGGUUGGUCAUAGGAUAGGAUUCUAGGAGAAGCCUUUGAACAGUUUGGGACAGAGACCCAACAGUUGUUGGACCAGUUAAAUGAGACAUCAACAUUGUUUUUUGAGCUUGACACCACAUGGUUGUUUGAAUUAGUUCCCAGUUGGAUGGCUGAUCUACAUGGAAGUCAAUUCUCUGGGUGGGUUUCUUAUAUCAGCAAUGGCCACAACAAUAGUAGUACAGAAUAAAUGGAAAGUAUUUCAACUGCUAAAAGAUGACAAAGUCAGAAGAAUUGUUCUUUAUGGGGAAGCUGGAGUUGGGAAAACAUGGAUAGCUAGACAGAUGGCAAAUCUUGCAAGAAAGAGGGGCUUAAUUGACAUUGCUCUCUGGAUAUUUCUCUGUAGAGAAUAUGACAUUGACGCUCUUCGUGACAGUAUUGCUUAUCAGUUAUCUGUACUCAUUACGGGGAAGCCACGAUUUGAGUAUGACACUAAAAAAUCAGACGAGAACCAGGGAGACUUGCUUCAUAAAAUAUCCACAACACUGGCAGGAAAGAAGCUUCUUCUAGUUUUGGAUGAUGAGGGGAAGAAAAUGAAUGAACAACAAAUAAUUGAAAAAUUGGAAACUUUGCUGAAUCUUGGAGCACUAAACUACAAAAUCCUAAUUACAAAAAGAGACAACCCCAGCAGCAGUAUUCGAGAGGACAGUGAGAGAUCAGCAAUUAUGGUAAAUCCCUUGUCCAAGGAUGAGUCCUUGUCCUUAUUGCAAGAAAGAGCAGCACCAGGGGUUUAUGAAGAUCCAGGCAUCAGAGAUUUAGCUGAAAACUUUAUUGAAAAGACUACUAAAAACUUGCCUGCUGCAGUUAUCUUGAUGGCAAAAGCCUUCAACUACUUUGCCCGACAGGAUUAUAGGGUGCGGAAGCUGGAACAUUCUCUGGAGCAAACACCCAUCAACAAAGUCUAUGACAUUACACAGUUGCUAUGUAGUGGGUAUGACUUGGUGCCCAACAAUAUUUUGAUCGACUGCUGGCACAGCCAUUUCUUCAAAGAUCAUAAUCGCAUCCACUACAAUGAAUUGAUAGCUUACUGGAUGAUGGAAGGAUAUCUUGGUUGCAUCAAUUCUAUGGAGAAGGCUCAUGAGAAGGGAUAUGAGGUUUUAAUGGAGCUUAUAGAUUGCCAAAUACUGAGAGAAGUGGAGGUUGAUUAUGUUAUGAUGGAAGAAAGAACAACACUGAAUUUGGAUGAUGUAGUCAUGGAAAGGACAACAACGAACUCGGAUGACUGCUACCGUCGUGGAUUUGGUGGAACAGCCAAUCUGGGAUUAGCUAAUGUGUACGGGAAUGGCAAGUGGGAAGGCCUUGGGAAACUCAUUCUAAAGGAUGGAGCAAUGGAAACACUUAACAAUGGCAAAAAACAGAAACUCUCUACUAUUCUGCUUGAUGGGAAUUCUCUCAACAGAGAAUUUCCUUCUAAUUUCUUCCAGUCACAAGAAGGACCUAAAGUUAUUUCCCUUUUUAACCCCACACUGGACAAAUUGUCUUUUUCAUCUGUGAUGAAGAAUCUUUAUGUGCUUCUGCUUAGGUGUUGUCAUUACUUGGAGAAGAUAGACCAGGUACAUCACAGCCUAAAAUAUGAGAAAUUAACUGUUCUUGAGAUAUCCGGUCCAAGCUCCUUGACUAUGUUGCCAGAUGAUAUUUUCAAGCACAUGCCUCAACUUCGAAGUGUCAAUCUAUCCAGGCUACAAGUUGAUAAAUUACCCUCAUCUCUUUAUGAACUUAGUGAACUAACGUGGCUCAUCCUUAGAGAGUGUUCUUGCCUGACAACUCUGAAAAGUUUGAAAAGUUGUACAAAGCUCACGGUGCUAGAUCUUUCUGGGGCUAAAUCUUUGUCUACCAUUGAAGAAGGGAGAUUUUUGGGCUAUCAUGAUCUUCAGUUGCUCAAUCUUUCAGAAACAAAGGUUACUAAGAUACCGCUCAUUAAUGGUCUAAAAAAUCUCACUCACCUCCUGCUAAGAGGAUGUUUGGAAUUGAAGCAUCUGGGUUUCAUUUAUAAUACAACUUCUCUGCAAGUUCUUGAUAUUUCAGAUUCUAGCAAAAUUAAUGAGAUUCUUGAUGAGUCUCUGGAGCUUAUUAAAGACCUUAAGAUCAUGGAUCUAUCAGGAACUGCCGUUGAGGUUCUACGUAACAUUGGCAAUCCUCAUCAUCUGUAUUUAAAAAGAUGCAGUAAACUAUAUAACCUGCAGUGCGUUGAAACAUUGAAAGAUCUUGAGACACUUGAUAUUUCAAACGCAGAAGUCUCGACUCUCCCCGAGUUUUCCCAUCUUUGUAACCUUCGUCACCUAUCAAUGACUUCUUGUUUGAAUCUGAAAGAGUUUCCUGACUUGAAUCCUCUUAAAAAUCUUGAGGUGCUUGAUCUUUCAGGCUGUAUUUCUUUGACAAAAUUGCCAGAUAACUCCUUUGAGCGCAUGUCUCGUCUUCUAAGGCUUGACCUGUCUGGAACUAAGAUUGUUGUGGUCCCUGACCUUUCAAAACUUUGCAACCUCCGUCAUCUCUUACUGAAAAACUGUAGUGAUUUAAGUGAUGUUCCACAAUUAGGAUCUCUAACAAAACUUGUGGAGCUGAACUUGCGUGGUAUUAGAUCCUUGAAAAGAGCAGAUUUCGUGGAGCACAUGAAUCAGCUUCAGAUUCUUGACCUUUCUGGAACGCAGCUUGAACAGUUACCAUCCAGGUCAAGACUAGGAAACCUUACUGAGCUUUAUCUGAGAGGUUGUCCAUGCUUAAAAGAAGUGUCGGAUUUGAAUUCAUUGAAAAACAUGAAGAAUCAGGGAGCUAGCAGCAGCAAUAUAGAGGAGCCAAAUCAUUGUGCCUGGGGCAUCUCUGUUUUGCCAGUUGCAAUAGUUGACGGUAAUGAUAAACCUUCUGCAUCUUUUAAUGGUUCUCAAUUUCAACAACUUUUGAAGGAAGACCCCUCAUUGUGGCAGAAAGAUUAUGAACAAUUCCAUUUCGUUGUUCAUCCCAUUGAGGUGCAAGAUAGAAAAGUAAUUGUCUCUUUGUGGAGAGAUGAUUUUGUUUUCAAAGAUACUUACCUAAGAACAAAAUAUUUAUAUGAUUUUCAAAUGCUACGGUCAACGGAGAUCCAUGGAUUCCACCAUUUCCCCGAAGGCCUUGAAGAUGUUCUUUGUCAUACCGACUCUGUAUUUCUGGUUGAUAAUGUUUUAGAAAGCUUAUUAUCCAAUUUAAGGGCGUUGAACCUCGAGCAACUGAAAGGCUGUUGGAUAGAAAGGUGCAGAGAGAUGGAGAGUGUUUUCUGUGAACAGGAGGAAGGAGAGAUUAUGAAACUGAAAAAUUUAGAGGUCUUAUGGGUUUCCAGUUCUGGUAAUCUCAAGCAUAUAUACCGUGGGAACUGGCAAACAGGCACCUUCCAAAACCUUAAGCAUCUGUAUCUAGAUUGUUGUCCAAAGCUAUCAACUAUUUUCUCUUCUCCCCAGGUGCCAACAAACCUUCAAGUUCUUCAUAUUAAGUUUUGUGACGAAUUGGAGGCUGUACUUGAACAAGAAUCAGCAGAAUCUAAGUUCCCUAACUUAGUGACCCUGUAUCUGUGGGAACUGCCAAAAUUGAAGACAAUUGGAUGUCCCUUGCCAUCUUGGACAACUGAGAUAAUAUGGGCAUGCCCAAAACUAGAAAGGUUUAGGGAGAAUGUUAAUUGAUAGAUCAUAUGGAUUUCCAGUUUCAGUGAUUUUGAAUUGUUAUUUUAGGCCUUUGGAGUAAUACCAUCCACUGCAGAGAUAUUUUAUGCAUGCAUCCCAGCAGGCUCAAGCAACUCUUGCUUCCAUAGGAUCAGUGCAGUGGCAAACAUGUUAUUGUGGCUUUCAACAACGAGCUUGCUGGAGCGGCUAAACAUUCUAUAGUUCACCCAGAACUGGUUUAUAUUCGUUGAUCAGCGCCAUGACUCUUCUUUGUCCCAAAGUCUCAUGUUAUUAGUUUAGCUGCUUCCCAACUUAAGUUUGUCCUCAUAUAUCAACGUUAUCUUUUCUGCAUAGAGGAAGAAAAAACUUCAUAUGACUUCUGUGGAAUUGUUGGAGUCUUAGCUUCUCGUCAAUCACAGACGAAAUUUCUUUCUUCUUGUACAUUAACGUGAUUGUGGCAUAUCCAGUAAGGGUGGGCUUAACCUCAUUUGCUCCUGUGAAAGCUGCAUGUAGUUCAUCAUAGAGUUUUAGUACGACUUAUGGUGAGCUUCCUGCCAAGUAUUGUCCUCUUAUGGAUGGGAAGGUGGGACAGAUUGUUGUCUGAAGCAUCACCCGUAUUUACAGUUAAUUCUUGAAGAGCUUAGGCAAUACCGGUUUCUUCAAUCUUCAAGAAAUCUGUAGAAAACACUUGCGAGCUCAACAAUCCAUGCGGACUAAAAGUGCCUGCAGUGUCCGAGAAUUUACAGGCGCUACCAGUAUUGAAUUCGAAGUAUCAAAGCAUUAUUUUCCAUUUCUUUGCUUUUCAUUCCUUAUCUUGGCUGUUGUUUUCGUGUUCCUGCAACUGCAAGCUAGUGUUUUGAUGAACUGCCUCAAUGAUUUGUUGUAUGUUAACAGAAGCAGAAUUGGAAACUUUUGACACAUUUAAACAAAGAGUUACAUGAAGCUGCGCUUGUUGUUUGAGAUACAUUAUGGUUUUACAAAUUAUACGGGCCGUUUGCUAGGCAGAUUCGACAAGAUGCAUGAUAAUGUGGUGGUCCUUGUUUUAAUUCUAGAUUGAAGGUUCCUCGUGCGUUUGAAAAGUGUAAAUCGAGCCACUGGUCGUCAUUUUUCUGUUAUAAGUACCUUCUUCCAAUCUUUGACAAGUUUUUUCUUAACGGGUCCUAAUGUUUAUGGUUUAACUCUUCAGUUCAUUACAAAAAUAGACAACCCCAGUAGCAGUAUUCAUGAGGACAGUGAGAGAUCAACAAUUAUGGUAAACCCCUUGUCCAGGGAUGAGUCCUUGUCCUUAUUGCAAGAAAGAGCAACACCUGGGGUUGAUGAAGUUCCAGGCAUCAGAGAUUUAGCUGAAAACUUUAUUGAAAAGACUACUAUGAACUUUCCUGCUGCAGUUAUGUUGAUGGCAAAGGGGUGCAGAAGCUGGAACAUUCUCUGGAGCAAACACCCGUCAACAGAGUCUAUGACAUUACACAGUUGCUAUGUAGUGGGUAUGACUUGGUGCCCAACAAUAUUUUGAUCAACUGCUGGCACAGCCAUUUCUUCAAAGAUCAUCAUCGCAUCCACUACAAUGAAUUGAUGGCUUACUAGACGAUGGAAGGAUAUCUUGGUUGCAUCAAUUCUAUGGAGAAGGCUCAUGAGAAGGGAUAUGAGGUUUUAAUGGAGCUUAUAGAUUGCCACAUACUGAGAGAAGUGGAGGCUGAUUAUGUUAUGAUGGAACAAAGAACAACACUGAAUUUGAAUGACGUAGUCAUCGAAAGGACAACAACGAACUCGGAUGAUUGCUACCGUCGUGGAUUUGGUGGGACAGCCAAUCUGGGAUUAGCUAAUGUGUACGGGAAUGGCAAGUGGGAGACUCAUGCUAAAGGAUGGUGCAAUGGAAACACUUCAGUGGCAAACAACAGAAACUCUCUACUAUUCUGCUUGAUGGGAAUUCUCUCAACAGAGAAUUUCCUUCUCAUUUCUUCCAGUCACAAGGAGGACUUAAAAGUUAUUUCCCUUUUUAACGCCACACUGGACACGUUGCCUUUUUCAUCAUCUGUGAUGCAGAAUCUUUAUGUGCUUCUGCUCAGGUGUUGUCAUUACUUGGAGAAGAUAGACCAGGUAAAUCACAGCCAAAAAUUUGAGAAAUUAACUGUUCUUGAGAUAUCCGGUCCAAGCUCCUUGAUGAAGUUGCCAUAUGAUAUUUUUAAGCCCAUGCCUCAACUUCGAAGGGUCAAUCUAUCCAGGCUGCAAGUUGAUUCAUUACCCUCAUCUCUUUAUGAACUUAGCGAACUAAGAUGGCUCGUCCUUAGAAAGUGUUCUCGCCUAACAACUCUGGGAAGUUUGAGAGGAAAAUGUACAAAGCUCAUGUGCUAGAUCUUUCUGGUGCUAAAUCUUUGCUUAAAAUUGAUGAUGGGAGAUUAGUGGAUAUCCA